AUGGUUGAUGCUUGUCGGGACUACUAUCGAGGUAAUCGAACAGUACUCGCCAAAAUCGACGAAUUUGAACGAACGUAUCAUAUCGAUGAUUGUAUUCGUUGGUACACGAAAGAUACUUUUGUUUAUAAGCUCAUUAAUAAAGCAUUGAGAACACAAGAUGUUGAACAAUUAUAUGUAUUUCGCUAUUAUAUUACCGAUCUAUCUACAAGUCUCAACCGAGAAUCCAAAAAUUUUCUCUCAAGAAAUUCUAUUGUCCUUUGUCGUGGAGCAACAAUAUCUCAAGCAGAAUUUGAGAAACUCAAAGAAAACAAGGGUAAUCUUAUAUCAACUAAUAGCUAUUUCUCCACUAGUCGUUCACGAACAGUAGCUCAAAUUUAUGUUGGCUCGAAUACGUCGACAACAGUAGGAGUUCUAUUCGAAGUUGAAUGCAAUAUUGAAACAAAUAUUAUCUGUGCUGAUGUUUCCUAUUACAGCGAUGUACCUGAUGAAGAAGAAGUUUUGUUUGAUCUAGGCAUUACUUUUCGAAUACUAUCCGUUACACAAGGAAAUGAAAAAUAUUCACAGAUUUGGGUAGUAAAGAUGAUACCAACUAAUGAACAACAAACUAUGGUCAUUGAUUUCAUAAAAUAA
Messenger RNA from Rotaria sp. Silwood2, 630 nucleotides. Lineage: Eukaryota; Metazoa; Rotifera; Eurotatoria; Philodinida; Philodinidae. The record is from the annotation of a GenBank genome assembly.